This is a messenger RNA of Lepisosteus oculatus (spotted gar), 1465 nucleotides long. The record is from RefSeq and is a predicted model, not a curated record. NCBI's taxonomy places the organism in Eukaryota, Metazoa, Chordata, Actinopteri, Semionotiformes, Lepisosteidae.
AUGGCUUCACAAGAGGACUCACAUGUGAAGUUAGAUACAACAAAAAUUGAGAUUGUGUCUGUCAUAGAGGAAGAUUUACCUGCCAUCGAAACCCCCCCCACACUUGCUGGGUGCCUUGGGGUACCAACUAUAAAAAUCCAGCCCACCGAAAAUGGAUAUAUCAAAGAGAAGCCAUUAAAGGACUACUUCCUUACAUACAAGAAAGAGCUUCUUGUUGCUGGUUGCCUGCUUUUUGCUUUGAUCCUGGCCAUAGCUAUUGGAGUGGGAGUUACUUACAGUUGCGUGGGAAAGUUUCGCUGUGGCACCUCAUCCAAGUGCAUCAGGAAUUCAGCCCAGUGUGAUGGGGUGACAGACUGUGACCAUGGAGAGGAUGAAUUCAAAUGUGUCAGGCUCAGUGGAAAGAACUCUGUGCUCCAGAUCUACUCUGGGGGCUCCUGGAAAACAGUUUGUUCUGAAGACUGGAGAGAUGCCUUUGGGAGCACAGCCUGCAGACAGCUGGGCUACACUAAAUAUGUAAAUUCCAGUUCUCUCCCUUUAUCAUCUAUUGAACAGGAUUUCCAGAAGGACCUAGUCUCCAUUAACUUAAAUCUUCCUGUGGGGCACACGUUUAAGAUUCACAAUGCAACCCAUGUGAGGACUCAAUGCAUAUCAGGCAAAGUGACCUCCCUGAAAUGCUUGGAGUGUGGCUCCCGCCCACAGUUUAGCACCCGCAUAGUGGGAGGCAAUGAGUCAUCGGAGGGGCAGUUUCCCUGGCAGGUCAGCCUGCAUUUUCAGAGAGAGCAUCUCUGUGGGGGAUCCAUCAUAACAACCCAAUGGAUACUCACGGCUGCCCACUGUGUUUACGGGUUUGCAUCUCCUUCUUUUUGGGUGGUAUAUGUGGGCAUCAUUGACCAACCAGUUCCAGGUGUGUCAUCUCAUGCUGUGUUGAAGAUCUUUUACCACUGGAAGUACAAACCCAAAGCCCUGGACUAUGACAUUGCUCUAAUGAAACUUAAAACCCCACUGAACUUCAAUGGUCUUGUGGAACCCAUCUGCCUGCCAAACUAUGGGGAGGAGUUUGAAGAUGGGGAGCUGUGCUGGAUUUCAGGCUGGGGAGCAACAGAAGAUGGUGCGGGUGAAGCAAGUAUGUCAAUGAACUAUGCCCGAGUUCCUCUCAUCUCUAACAAAGUGUGCAGUCAGCCUACUGUAUACCAAGGCUAUAUCACACCCAGGAUGAUCUGUGCUGGCUAUUUGGAAGGUGGUACCGAUUCUUGUCAGGGAGACAGUGGUGGCCCACUGGCCUGUGAGGAUGCCUCUGUUUGGAAGCUGGUGGGAGCAACAAGCUGGGGUCAGGGAUGUGCAGAGCGUAACAAACCAGGAGUCUACACCCGAAUCUCUCAGUGUCUCGACUGGAUCCAUGAACAGAUGGAGAGAGAAGAGGCACUGCAUCCAACAACAUUUAGUAAUGGGACUUAAGUAAAAUGGC